AUGCCGGCGAAGAUUCCGAAAUUAUGCGAAAUAAAGACAAAUAUUGAACAAUCUGCUGCCGUUCUGCGGGAAUUAGAGAUUGGUAGUAAUGCCCCACCAAGUGAAGUUGAGGUGGGGCAGGCUAAAGCGCACCAAGAGACCACAACAAAACAGCUAGACGAAAUCGACUCCAAAACGGCUGCAAAGAUUGCCGGCAUCCGACGACGCAGAAAACGCCGGCGUUGGAAAUUCAUACAAAGGAACAAGGAACAACAAGCAGCCGAAAGCGUUGUCAAAGAGGAACCCGUACCGAAGCCCCCUGACGAACCCCGUCCUGCUCCAAGGGAAAAGCAAACGGAGAACAUCACCUUGAAAAAGCGGUAUGAUGCGGCCAGUAUUUUGGAGAGGCUAGACCUUCUAGUGAAGCUAUGCGAGGCCCGAGGCGGAGACAAGGCCAGCCUAACCGAGAAGCUGGCCUCCAUGCGCACGGUGUGGAGCCGGGUGCAGCAGGAGAGUUCAGCAACUGGCAGAAUCACCGAGUCCAAGUCGCCAUCGAUAGAAACCCAAUGGGACGUUGUGUUCUUUGGCCAAGCCUCCUCUAGUCAGAAGCAACGGCGAGGAGAAAAACCUGAGUUUCUUAAGAGGCGUUCCAUAUGGGAUUCUUAUAUAACUCAAGGAAAGCGAGGCUCCUGCAUACCCCGCGGAUGGGUGCUACCAAUGGAAGAGGCGACCAGCGAAUGGUUGGAGUAUAGAACUGAAUAAAAUAGAAUACUUUUAUAAGAA
Drosophila obscura is the source of this 762-nucleotide messenger RNA. RefSeq lists its product as uncharacterized. The transcript has 2 exons. NCBI's taxonomy places the organism in Eukaryota, Metazoa, Arthropoda, Insecta, Diptera, Drosophilidae. The record is from RefSeq and is a predicted model, not a curated record. The coding region runs from base 1 to 741 and encodes 246 amino acids.